Messenger RNA from Nilaparvata lugens (brown planthopper), 825 nucleotides. RefSeq lists its product as uncharacterized. Bases 1 to 825 code for a protein of 274 amino acids. The record is from RefSeq and is a predicted model, not a curated record. The transcript is spliced from 3 exons. Lineage: Eukaryota; Metazoa; Arthropoda; Insecta; Hemiptera; Delphacidae.
AUGGACAAGUCACACCGUGCAUCCUCAUCCUCAUUCUUAUUGCCAGACAGCCCGCCUCCGGAGAGGGAACUCAACUUCUGGGAGCAGCAGAAGCAGCAGAAGAAGCAGCAGAAAAGCCUCAGCUCAGCUGCCACCUCUGCUGCUACAGCUGUUGCCUCCACCUCUGGCGCCCCCUCCUCCUCCUCAGCCUCAGAUCCCUUGAAGAAACAAGGGAUCUUUGUUCAAGAUGAGGAUUCCAGCAUCAUCGUGGGAGACAGCAGCCCUCUCCCGCAAGCUACUUGGGCACCACGCCGAGCAGCGCUCACAUCGGUACCCGCCCCCAAGCAGUCUGUCAAGAGGAGGCUGUUUGUCGACGACGACGAUGAGGAGCCUGGCGUCCUCACUCAAUCAAAGAAACGUGCGGUGGAAGAGGAUGAGGAGGACAGCUCCAUAAUGACGUUGUUACAGCAGGAGGAGGAUGAAAUUCUCCCCGAGGAGCACUUCCUCACCGUCAUCAAUAGGUACGCCCCGAAACCCUGGACUCCUCUAAGAGAGUUGAUGGAGGGUACACCUUACCCUAUUGAGGACGUGAGGGAGGUCUGCAAUCAACAUGGACAUCGCGUGCUCAAGAUCCGGCUGUCAGGCAAACGCAUGGAGCAGCAGACAGUCAUAGAAAAAAUCAAACGCCUGUGUGCAGACUCAAGGCUGGGACAUAUAACCACAUCGAGCCCACGCCAAUGUACAGCUGAGCUAAGCCCACAACACGGUAAUGGCGGUGGGAGAGCACACAUAUCCGGGCGACAGCAGUGUCUCAGUUCUGUAGUGCUACUGCGGUCUGAUAUCUGA